This is a messenger RNA of Ceratina calcarata, 1230 nucleotides long. RefSeq names its product golgin subfamily A member 6-like protein 22. The transcript has 4 exons. The coding region runs from base 1 to 1230 and encodes 409 amino acids. NCBI's taxonomy places the organism in Eukaryota, Metazoa, Arthropoda, Insecta, Hymenoptera, Apidae. The record is from RefSeq and is a predicted model, not a curated record.
AUGGAAAGAAGGGAGGAAAAAGCGGAGAGGGGAGAUGAAGAGGCGAAGAAAAGGGGCAGGAAGACGAACGCGGAAAUGUUGAUUAGGGAGAGGGGAGACUUGGGAGGGAGCUAUGGGGACCUGACCGAGCUCUGGAAAAGGAAAAGGCAGAUGGCGGAGGAGGAAGAGCAGGUGGAGCAGGAGGAGGAGUGGAUGUUUAGGAAAAGCAAAAGGGUGGUGAGAUCGCCGGAGGGUAAGGUUGGGGGGGAAGGGAACGUGGAGGAAUUGUUGAGAGAAUGGAGGGAAUGGCGGAAAGAAACGAGAAAGGACAUGGGAGAGCUAAAAGAGAGGAUGGCGGCGGUGGGAGCGGAGGUUGGAAAGUUAAGGGAGGACAUGAGAAGAGGAGAGGAAAGAUGGAGGAAAGAGAAAGAGAGGAUGGAGGAAAGGUUAGGAGAGGCGGAAGGAAAGCUGAGAGAGUUAGAGGGGGCGAGGAGGAGGAUGGAGGAGAUGUCAAAGAGCGUAGUGAAUUUGGAAAAGGAGAGAGGAAGAGAGGGAGGAGAGACGAAGGGAGGACGGAGUGAGGUGGGAUGGGAAGAGGGGAUGGAAAAGAGGCUGAAGGAGACAGAGAACAAGUUAGAGAAAAAGGAAAAGGAGGAGAUAGGAGAAUGGAAGGUGAUACCGCUGAUUGAGACCUGGCUGGAGGAGAAGAGAUGGGGAACAAUAGCGAACAGGCUGCCGAAGGGAUACAGAUGGAGUAAGCAGUGGGCGAAGAGAAUGAACAAGAAAAGAAGGGCAAUAGGGGGGAUGUUAAUGGGGGUGAGAGAGGAGAUGGCGAAGGAGGAAAAGGUAGAAGAAAAAGAAGUGGAGGGGUUGAUGGCAAGAGAAAAUACGAGAGUGGAGAUAGAAAGGAUGGAGGUGGGGGAAAGGAUAGAAUCUGACCACCACCCACUGAUAGUGACGGUUAGAAGCGGUAAGGGGGUGAGGAGAAAGGAGGAGAAAAGAGAGAAAAAUGUAGGGAGUGGAUGCUGGUCGCAAAAGAUGAAGGAGGUAUUAAAAAAGGGGAUGGCAGGGAAGAGAGUGGAGGGAGAGGGGAUACAGGAGAUGGUGAAAGAGGCGGUGGAGAUAAUAAAGGAAGAAAUGCGGAGGAGCGAGAUGGGAGGAGGAUGGGAGGGAGGAAAGAGGAGGGAGACGUGGUGGGACGAGGAAUGCAGGGUGAAGAAAGCGGAGGUGAGAGCGAAGUUACGGAAAUAG